AUGGUGUCUUCUGUGAUAAAAGAAAAGGUUUUUCUUGCAAAAGUCAAUGAAGAAAUUGCAAGCUAUGAUGAUAACAAUGAUGAAAAAAGUUCACUAGAUCUUGAUAAAAAUUUGGAAUUCAUCAAGCAUUUUGACUCCAAAGCAAACCUGGAAGAAGUUUCUGACAGAGUGAUCACUAAAAAGCUUGAUAAGAUUUUCAUCCUUCCUAUGACAAUAGUAUAUACAUUACAGUUUUUGGAUAAAGUUUCAUUAAAUUAUGCGAAGGUUAUGGGUGUGACUGUCGAGCUCAAUUUUACCGGAAACCAAUUUUCUGACUUGGCUACUUACUUUUUUGUAGCUUAUAUCGCUGCUGAGUUUUUACAAGGUUUUAUUAUAAUUCCAAAAUUUCCUGUGGGAUUGGUUUUAGGGGUUAACGUAGUAAUUUGGGGGGUUACAACGAUGUGUUGUGCAGCUCCAACUUCUUUUCGAGGGUUAUUGGCAGUCAGAAUCCUUUUGGGAAUCUCAGAAGCUGCCGUAGUUCCAUGUUUAACUUUAAUCACCACUAACUUUUAUACAAAAUCUGAGGGUAGCUUUAGGAUUGGAUUAUGGUAUUCUGGUUUAGGGUUCGGUCAAAUUAUUGGAGGUAUUUUGUCAUAUCUUUUUCAGCUUGUGAGCCCUUCAGCUGCAGUGAGUGGCUGGAGAAUCUUAUUCCUAGUUGUAGGAGCUGCUAAUAUAGUAGCGGGAAUCUACGUCUGUUUCUUUAUUCCGAGUUCUCCAUUAGAAACGAAGCAAUUAACCCCCAAAGAAAAAUACGUCUUGUUAAUGAAAUUGAGCAGCGAAAAGAUUGGUGUCGGUAAUAAUAAGGUAUCAAUACUGCAGAUAUUUGAAUUGAUACGUGAUGUUCAAGCCUGGUUGUUGCUCCUCAUAUCUGCUACCAUUUCAUUUUCAUCAAACACUAUCUCAACAUUUUCAGCUACUGAUAUCAUCUCUUUUGGGUUUACUUCAAAAGAAGCAGCAUUACUAAAUAUUCCAUCAGGACUAGUAAGUGUUCUAUCUAGCUGGAUAUCUACUUUCCUUAUUAUGAAAGGGGUUCCUCGAUAUUUGGCUAUAUCCGUAUUGUUAAUACCAGCAGUGUGUGGCGGUGCCUUGAUGUCAUUUUUACCUAAAACAAAUAAGGCAGGCCUCUUGAUUGGAAUUUAUAUGAUAAAUACAGUUACCCCCCCUUUAGCCAUUUGUUAUUCGUGGGCAGGGGCUAACUUUGCUGGAUCAACCAAAAAAGUAGGGAGCACCGCCGUCUUCAUUUGCGUUGGGUUUGCAUUGGGAAAUAUCGUGGGACCCCAAUCAUAUAGAGUUGAAGAUUCGCCGAACUACUAUCCGGCAAAGAUUUCAAUGCUUGUAACGCAGGCCGUGAGUAUUCUACUUGCUCUUAUCAUUGCCGGAAUUUAUUAUCGACGUAACAGAAUAAGAGAUAAAAGCCUAUCAAACGAGGCUUCGAAUGAGAAUGAAGAAUUGGAAACUGUGUGGGCGGAUUUAACUGACUUUCAAAAUAAGUCAUUCAGAUAUUCAUACUGA
Molecule: messenger RNA, 1551 nt
Organism: Priceomyces carsonii
Lineage: Eukaryota; Fungi; Ascomycota; Pichiomycetes; Serinales; Debaryomycetaceae
Exons: 1
Coding region: 1-1551 (516 amino acids)
Biological process (GO): transmembrane transport
Cellular component (GO): membrane
Molecular function (GO): transmembrane transporter activity
Source: RefSeq, a predicted model, not a curated record